ACAAAAACAAUUAGUGUAUAAACGAAAGCCAAGAAGUAAAUGGAUGAAGAAAUGGUCGUUACAGCGUGAUCGAUUUUCACAUAUAAAGCUACUAGAAGAACUUCGUUUAGAACCGGAUGAUUAUCGAAAUUAUCUCCGCAUGGAUGAAGAUAGCUACGUAUUACUUUUAAAAUUAGUAACACCACUAAUCCAGAAACAAGACACGUGCAUGAGGUCUGCCAUACCACCACAUGAAAGACUAUCAGUUACACUUCGAUACCUAGCUACUGGCAGAAAUUAUGAAGAUUUAAAAUUUUCCAGUAUUAUUUCACCUCAAUCGCUAAGUAAAAUAAUUCCGGAGAUCUGCAGUGCUAUUUAUCAAGUAUUAAAGGAUGAGUAUAUAAAGUUUCCUACAACAGAGAAUGAAUGGAAUAUAAUUGCAAAUGAUUAUGAAACAAAAUGUAACUUCCCAAACUGCGUGGGAGUCGUUGACGGGAAACAUGUUAAUAUCCUUCCCCCUGCUGGAAGUGGUUCAUACUUUUAUAAUUACAAAGGAGGGCACAGUUUAGUGCUUAUGGCUAUAGUCAACGCAAAUUAUGAGUUCAUUAUGGUUGAUUUUGGGGUAAAUGGUCGAAUAUCUGACGGAGGAGUUAUUGAUCACACUAUAUUUUACCAGAAACUAAAAAAUGGAAAAUUAUCUUUACCACCUAAAACAAAACCUAAAGGAAGUAAAAAUACAAUGACAUUUGUUUUUAUAGGCGACGAAUCAUUGUCCUUGCGCUGCGACUUUUUGAAAUCAUUUGGGCAGAACGAACUUAAUCAUGACCGAAAAAUUUUUAAUUAUCGGCUUUCGCGAGCAAGAUGUAGAGUUGAAAAUACUUUUGGCAUACUGAGUGCCCGUUUUAGAAUAUUCCAAGGAGCAAUUUCCAUUAGUUUAGAAAGCAUCGAAAAAGAAGUCAUGGCCGCCUGUGUUUUACACAAUUUAAGACGAAGAUAUGGAAAUGCAUAUGUACCGGAAGAUAACGUUUAUAGGGAAAAUGUACAGGAUGGCAAAAUAGAUAUAAGAUUACAAACUACUGGAAUGACAAAACUGCAGUGCGGCUACAAUCGAAAAAGCGCCUUAAGAUUGGUUUUAGUUUUAGUAGUGUCAAAUGUCAAUAGAAAUAGGUUAUGUAUCGAUAUUUAUCCUUUAUCAACAAACAACAUGGAAAGUAAGCCUGAAUUUUCAGAUUUAAAAUUAAAAAAGUGGAUUAUUAAACAAUGUGACUCGAUAGGAGUCAAACAUCCCACACCUAUUCAAGCGGGCUGCAUUCCAAAAAUUCUGGAGGGACAGAGCUGUGUUGGUGCUGCUAAAACUGGAAGCGGAAAAACUCUUGCUUUUGCUCUUCCAAUUGUUCAGACACUGUGUGAGGAUCCUUAUGGGAUAUAUGCACUAGUAUUAACCCCAACUAGGGAACUAGCAUAUCAGAUUGCUGAACAGUUUUCUGUUAUUGGUAAACCAAUGAAUUUAAAGACUUGUGUUGUUGUGGGAGGUAUGGAUAUGGUGGAACAAGGAAUACAACUAUCAAAAAAUCCCCAUAUUGUUGUGGCUACUCCUGGGCGCUUAGCUGAUCAUUUGCAGAGUUGUAAAACAUUUACUCUGAGUAGGAUUAAGUUUUUAGUCCUUGAUGAAGCAGAUAGAUUAUUAGGCGGCCAUUUUGAUGACCAAAUUAAAACCAUCUUUGGAGCCCUUCCAAAGAACCGUCAAAAUCUGUUUUUCUCCGCUACAAUCACAGACACGUUAAAUAUCCUUAAAAGUACUAUUGGAGAUAACGUUUUUCUUUUCGAAGAUAAGACGAAAGAAGAAGCAGCAACAGUAACAGAAUUAGAGCAACAAUAUUUGUUAUGUCCAAAAGAUGUAAAAGAUGCCUAUAUGGUGGAGUUGCUAAGGGUUUACAGAGAUAAUAAUGAAGACGGAAAUGUUAUGAUAUUUACAGAUACUUGCAAGAAUUGCCAAGUACUUUCUAUUACCCUCAAUGAAGUGGGCAUAGAAAAUGUAGCAUUACAUGCUAUGAUACCACAGGCACAAAGGCUAGCCGCUCUUAAUAGAUUUAAAAGUAAUAGGGUCAAAAUACUAAUAGCAACAGAUGUGGCUAGUAGAGGUCUUGAUAUACCAACGGUACAGCUAGUUAUAAAUCACAAUGUUCCUCGAGUACCCAAAGAGUAUAUACACCGUGUUGGUAGAACUGCUAGAGCAGGUAGAGGUGGUAAAGCAGUCACUUUAGUGACUCCAUAUGAUAUCAAGCUACUUAAAGCUAUAGAGGAGCUUAUAAAAGUUAAGCUUUCUGAAUAUAAACUUGACGACAAAGAAGUAGGCAAAAUAUUUACGCAAGUGUCUGUGACAAAAAGCGAAGCAUAUAUUAAACUAGAUGAAACAGACUUUUAUGAGAAAAAAAUGAUUAAUCUCAAGAAAAAAUGGAUUCUUGAGGGCCUAGACCCGGACGAGGAAGAACAGAAAUUUUUGGAGAAAACGAAGAAAGCACAAAUCAAGCACAAAAAUAAGGCAGUUAAAAGGUUAAAAACUAAAAAGAAAGCUGUUAAUAGUGAACUAGGUUAGUUGGCAUUAAAGUGUAAUUGUUUUUUUAUUA
This is a messenger RNA of Anthonomus grandis grandis, 2606 nucleotides long. RefSeq names its product probable ATP-dependent RNA helicase DDX49. Bases 44 to 2575 code for a protein of 843 amino acids. The transcript has 9 exons. The record is from RefSeq and is a predicted model, not a curated record. NCBI's taxonomy places the organism in Eukaryota, Metazoa, Arthropoda, Insecta, Coleoptera, Curculionidae. Gene Ontology annotation, molecular function: RNA helicase activity; ATP binding; nucleic acid binding.